This is a messenger RNA of Linderina pennispora, 1325 nucleotides long. RefSeq lists its product as uncharacterized. Gene Ontology annotation, biological process: endoplasmic reticulum calcium ion homeostasis. Gene Ontology annotation, cellular component: endoplasmic reticulum. NCBI's taxonomy places the organism in Eukaryota, Fungi, Kickxellomycota, Kickxellomycetes, Kickxellales, Kickxellaceae. The record is from RefSeq and is a predicted model, not a curated record. Gene Ontology annotation, molecular function: calcium ion binding. The transcript is spliced from 6 exons. The coding region runs from base 483 to 1325 and encodes 280 amino acids.
ACCGGAACAGGUAACUGACGGCCAGCCACGAGUCAAAGAACUGCGAUGUAAACAGGCGCAGCAGCAGCGACGAGUUAGUCGAGUGCUCCACAACGCUGCUGCUGCUGCUGCUGUCGGCGGGCUGCGGGCUGGAUGCUGACGAGAGGUGCGUCGGGGCUUGCAGCUCAGUCUCUGCGGUUUCUGCUGCAUGGCUGCUGCUGCUGCUGUCCGGUCUGUGUCAUGCUUUUGUCGUCUAGAUUAGAGGAGAAAUCGGAGUAUACUAAAAAGGAAUAAGUAAUUGAGCAUGAAAGAAACGUGGAGUUUGAAAAAAGCAGCAACAGCAGCAACAGCAGCAGCUACCUGGCUGGCCAAGUGGUAUUUGCUGAAAGGGCCAGCCGGAUUUUCGUCGAGACCUAGAAUUGGGUGAGUACCACUCAGAUCGCUCUUGCCUCUGCUACUCUCUUGAAUACCUGAAUUUCGUUCUUUUUCUAUAUCCUUCCCAGAUGAGUCGUUUUGUGAAGCUUUCGCUGCUGGCACUGACGUGCAUGGCGCUGCUGGCCACCAAGGCCAUGGCCGACGAGCUCGAAGACGUGACAGGCGAGGUCCCGCUGCCGACAGGCCGAGGCCCCCAAGCCCGCUACCCCGACCGGACCAACUACAAGACCGAGGCCAUGCUUCUGGCGGUGGUGGCCGGGCUGGUGGCCAACUACCUGUACGGCUCACGCAGGAACCAGUCCACCAGCAAGGCGUGGGAGCAGCCGAUCACAGACGUUCUGCGCCAAAACUUCACGCUGGUGGGCGACGGCAAGCAGGUGCUCGAGUGGGACAGCCCCGCCGACCUGCUGUUCUAUGCCAGCGGCCGGCGGCACUGCAAGUUCGUGCAGGGCCACAUGCAGCUGAGCGCGCGCCAGGAUCUUGAGAAGAUCGAGAUCGAGGUGACGCUGAACGACGAUGCGCCUGGAUUCGUGUUCGCCGCUGUGCCGCGCAAGCGCUCCAAGGGCGUGUGCCGCGAUCGCUACGAUAUCAGCACAUUUGCCAAGAUCGCCAAUAACGACAAGGUGUCGCCCAAGGUCGCCAUUAUCAGCGAGAUUGCCGAUGCCACGCAGCAGCUGCUGGCACGCUUGCGCAAGCUGGCAAAGUCCCGCGACGAGGCAUACAAGGAGAGCGGCCAGGAGGCCCUGGCCAAGGCACUGGCCGAGAAGCGCAAGAAUGAGCUCGAGGACGUCGAGCGCAUGACGCCUGAGCAGCGGCGCAAGUGGGAGGAGAAGGACCGCAAGAAGCAGCUCAAGAAGGAGCAGAGCCGGCGCACGUGCGCCGGGUCAAUCCUUUUCCUUCUAAUCCUCUAA